AUGAUUGACUUAGUUUCGAGACAAACUACAUAUGAUAGUUGCCUAGAAGGUAAUUUCUACAAUGGAAAACAUUUUGCAGCCAGAAUCUCAGCCGUCCCCGUCUUGUUUGUCCUUUCGGUUGUCGGAUCCUUUGCACCGCUAGUCGCUGCUUACUCAAGAAAAUUCCAAAUACCAGAAUGGAUAUUCAACGGCAUCAGGUAUUUUGGAAGUGGUGUGAUUAUAGCCACUGGAUUUAUACACUUGAUGGCAGAGGCAGCUGCGGCAUUGAGUAACACGUGCUUGGGCCCACCAUUCACUGAUUAUCCCUUUGCCGAGGGUAUAGCAUUGAUUGCGGUAUUUUUCAUCUUUUUUUUCGAUAUUGUUGCUCAUUACAAGUUGUCAAACAAGGCAAAAGCACGAAUUGACGGCGAGAAGCACUGUAAUCUCCCGAUUGGAUUUGAAUCAGUUACGGGAGAACCAUCCACUAAUAUUUGUCGAGCAUGCGAGCCUAUUGAAGAAGAUCAAGAGUCGAAAGCGUCAAAGAAAUCAUCCGACAUUGAAAUCAAUGAACGCAACCUCUCCAAACUUGAGAGCUUGUACCAACAGAUCUUAAACUGUGUUGUGUUGGAAUGCGGUAUUGUUUUGCAUUCAAUCUUUGUUGGGUUGUCAUUAGCUAUUGCAGGAGAUGAAUUUGUCACCUUGUACAUAGCAAUAGGCUUUCACCAGCUUUUCGAAGGUUUGGGUCUUGGCACACGAUUUGCAACUACUCAAUGGCCAAAGGGUAAGAGAUAUGUACCAUGGCUCAUGUCGCUUGCUUAUAGCUUAACGACCCCUUUUGCUUGUGGCGUGGGAUUGAUUGUUCGUGAAACAUAUCCAGCUGGAUCACGAACCUCAUUGAUUACUACGGGUACUUUCGAUGCUACAUGCGCCGGAAUCUUGAUCUACAAUAGUAUUGCCGAGUUGAUGGCAUUUGACUUUAUGUAUUCUGGCGACUUCAAAGAUAAGUCCAUUAAGAAGUUGUUGUUUGCGUACCUUUACUUGAGCUUGGGUGCUUUUGCAAUGGCAUUUAUCGGAAAAUGGGCAUAG
Messenger RNA from Lodderomyces theae, 1065 nucleotides. RefSeq lists its product as uncharacterized. Bases 1 to 1065 code for a protein of 354 amino acids. Gene Ontology annotation, molecular function: low-affinity zinc ion transmembrane transporter activity. The transcript has a single exon. Gene Ontology annotation, biological process: zinc ion import across plasma membrane. The record is from RefSeq and is a predicted model, not a curated record. Gene Ontology annotation, cellular component: plasma membrane. Lineage: Eukaryota; Fungi; Ascomycota; Pichiomycetes; Serinales; Debaryomycetaceae.